GGUACGUAACGGAUACAGUGUCGCUCAUUUCCCUGAAGUUAGCUUGCGUGGUUCUCCGGGAGACUUUUUGCAACGUGGUUCUGGAGCUCCACAAGUAAUCAGAUAAUGUUACAGAUGGAUGAGAACCUAACAGAGGGAAAUGGACCGGCAGAAGCUGUAAAAGACGAGGAUAUGGAGGUUACAGUAACAUCUCAACUAGAAGAUGUCCUGGUGACCUCUGACAAUGCUGAGAUGGUGUCAAACACACAAACACUUUUAGAAGAAGAAAGGGCAGAUGCACAAAGGCACUCAAUAGCAGCAACCGUGUCUUUAGACACGCAUAAGAGCAGCGAGGAUUCUGAGGACUCGGACAGUGACAGCUCUUCCUCAUCAUCUUCAUCCUUCUCUUCUCCCUCUGCACCUGCGGCUGUGGAAGAAGUUGAUGAAGGUUUCAGCCAACCAGCACCCAUCAAAACGCGAGAUGAGAUUCUGCUCGAGGAACUUCCGGCAGUGGAGGAAGUAUGUAUUACCUUACCAGAAGAAGCAGAAUUGCAGCCACUGGGCACCGUGUCGAAUAUUAUACAGCAGCUUGUUAUUAUCCAGUCCCUGAAAGACACGCCCCCUCUUAAUGAUGGCAGCAUUAUCUUCAAGUCUGAUCGGGAGGCUGCAGCCAAGGUGUUUGAGGUAUUUGGCCCGGUGUCCAGCCCAAUGUAUGUUUUACGUUUUAAUUCUGUGGAUCAGAUUAUCAGUAAAGGGCUGAAAGAGGGUACUACCCUUUAUUAUGCACCAGCCAUCAAGGAGUACACGGGAUACAUCCUCACACAGCAGCUAAGACUAUUACAGGGAUCAGAUGCAUCCUGGAAAAAUGACCAAGAACCGCCAGAAGAGGCUCUAGACUAUAGUGAUGAUGAGAAAGAGCAGGAAGCAAAGAGGAAACUGAAAAAUGCCAAAAAGAAGGACACUAGCCACACAGACAAUCGUACUCAGAACCCUUCGCAGCGGCAACAUAAGCAUGAUGGAAGGGGCUUCCCACCAAGACAUACAAGGCCUUCUUUCCACCACCAGCACUCAUUUAGACAGACAGAGCCACCACGACACACAAAUUUCCCCCCUAUGUUCAUCCCUACUCCCUGUCCUUAUCCUCCACCUCCUCACCAUUUUCCUCCCUCUAACUUCCCUCUCUACCCCCCUCCUCCUCCUCCUCCUCCAACUUUCUUCAAUCCUGCUUUCUCCACUCCUUUCUGGCUGCCAAACUCUGCCCCCUUUUCUGACUUUCCCCGCCCUCCCCCUCCUCCUCCUCCACCUCCUCCACCUCAGUGACAACUUGCAAAAACUAUCAGCAGUGUCUUGUCUCUGAUUGUAAAAUAAAGCAUACUUACUGUAGGUAAUAGAGUUGUGUACUUUGCCACUUUUAUGUCUGUUAUUUGUGACACAACCACAUGCAUUGUGUUCACCAUCCUGUAAGAUCAUGAAAGAUCACAUCACAUGAAAAUGAUAUUUUUAUAUUCUAAAAAAAAAUCUGCCAUUAAUUUUCAAGCAGGGGCCAAAAAGCAAACUGGUGUACUCUGAAACUCAGCAUGUUUUCAUCAUCAGCAACUUUCUUUAGUCUUUCCAUGUUGUUAGACAGAUGGUGGACUAAACUGGAACUUAACUGACUACCAGCAGCUCGUUUUAGUGUCAAAGAGCUGCGUAAAGCUGCAUGUACACUGAAAUUGCUCAGAUUAAGCACUUUAUUUCAGGACUUUUUUUUAAAAGCUUGUAUUUUUAAUGCAAACCUCAUUUUACUUGAAAUGAAAAAUGAACAUUUUAUUAUUAGAGUGCGAUCAGCUCAGUGUGAUGAUGAUUAUUAAUAAACAUUGCAAAAAUAC
Molecule: messenger RNA, 1847 nt
Organism: Maylandia zebra (zebra mbuna)
Lineage: Eukaryota; Metazoa; Chordata; Actinopteri; Cichliformes; Cichlidae
Product: nuclear assembly factor 1 homolog (S. cerevisiae)
Biological process (GO): pseudouridine synthesis; box H/ACA snoRNP assembly; ribosome biogenesis
Cellular component (GO): sno(s)RNA-containing ribonucleoprotein complex
Molecular function (GO): RNA binding
Source: RefSeq, a predicted model, not a curated record